Exophiala viscosa is the source of this 3785-nucleotide messenger RNA. RefSeq lists its product as uncharacterized. The transcript has 3 exons. NCBI's taxonomy places the organism in Eukaryota, Fungi, Ascomycota, Eurotiomycetes, Chaetothyriales, Herpotrichiellaceae. Bases 160 to 3645 code for a protein of 1161 amino acids. The record is from RefSeq and is a predicted model, not a curated record.
CACCCCACAAAGUGUGAAUACCAUGGCCACCAUUGCCCAAGCGAUAUGGUGCCCUGUGGUGCUCCCAUUCGAACGUGACAUGAGUCGCUUGGGCGCUUAAUCCACCAAUGUUAUGACCCUGGUUGGUGAAGAAAUGUGCCUAGAGGCACGAGUUCUAACAUGUCCAACCGACCAUGGUCCGCAAUUGAAAGGGCACAAUAUUCCCCAAACUCCCCCAUAACCUUUCUCCCUCCUCCACCACCACGAAGGGAUGGCCGACCUGCGGUCUCUCCAGCGCGACCUGCGAGUGUCCUGGGCCUGUCAUCCUUCAGCGUCGACACGUCCAGCCCUCAUGGAAUAUUGACCGAAACUCCCAUUUCUGCAACUUCAUUGCGUGGCCAGUACUCUCCAUCUUAUGUCCCUUCGCCGGGUUUGAGCCCACAUACUCGGCUACCUAUGGCCGGCAGGUCAUCAGGACAAUACAGUUUGCCUUAUGACCCCAGACAAUGGGCUGGGGGAAGCCGACAAUCCUCGACAUUGCUAGAAAGUCGAGAUGUCGGUUCAAGGCCUGAGGAUGGCGUUGCGAGCCCUCCUCCUCCAUACUCCGCCCCUCCGUCCGAAGCUGCUGCACUCCCCAGCGCAGGAUCAACGAUAUCUCCAGCUGAUUCGACAUUUACUGCGGGUGGCCCGUCACGAUCAGAUACACCUACAAGCGUGUUAUCGCCAUUGAAUCCCGCUUCCCAAAGUGUUGACGACAAUGCUCUGCGAUUCAGCAGUGGACACUCCGCUCCCCGUGGGAAUCAUGCUCGGUCGAGACCGGCGUCGUCCAUUAGUGCAACCAGACCUGCCUCUGUCAUAUCUCUUUCUAUAAACACAGCAGCAGCUCAACAAAGUUUCGCGUCGUCUAUCUCGCGGCAGGACCAGUACGACACCAGGUCAAUACCAGGUCCUCCUGCAGCGAAAAGAGCUGCUUCGACGGGAGCAGUUUCCUCCCAGGCGGCUUUCAGUACGAACCAAGGUGGGUCGUCGUCUCGGUCAUCUUCAAGACAACCUAGUUGGCAACCUGGAAUGCCAUUGCCUGGUCCGCCUCCAGGACCUCCGCCAUCCUCAACCAGAUCUCAGAGUGCAACAGGCGACCGCAUACUUCCUGUGACACAAGUGCCAGGACCGUCCGGUCGACCUCAACAACAUCGCACUUCGUAUCGCGCACCAAUUCUUAGCCCUCUACCACCUACUCCUGCCAACUGGCGAGAGGAAUCCAGCUCUCGUGCCAAUCAUAGGACGCCAAUAGCGCUUCACAUAGAUACAAGCAAUCUCGAUCGACAAGGUCGCGCGACAGCUGGAUUGAGUCGUAGUGCUGCAAUGCGGGUAUCUUCGGCAAAAGGUCUGCUCGAGCGAAGAAAGAAUAGGCGAAGCUCUCAGGAAGACCAGUCUGCAGCGGAAUUGAGUGCUUUGACCAUCGAGACUGAGCCAUGGUCGGAGACCAGGAGUCCGUCGAGCAUGAGCUUUGACCGCUCACCAACUCUCGAGUCGCUCUUGACGGGACCCUCCAGUCCCACGACCGACAGAAGGGGCUUCCGUGGUGCGAACAAGAGGCCUCUAACACCCAUGUUCCCUGUCAAAGCUUCACCAACACCUCCCUCGAGCCAUCGCAACCCAGCCUCUGCCCACAGCGCCCUCCCCUCCAAUGCACCUUCGGUAUUCGAGAUGGCUAUGGGAGAGCCUGAUCGCUUCAUCGAGGAAGCUGCACGCCGGCAUCGCGAGUUUCUCGACCGCGAGAGUCGGGCAGACACAGACCUGGAGCGUUUGGAAUUCUUCAUGGAGUUCGUGACGGCGGAGUUCCAGAUCCGCAGGACGCGGUACCCCAAGCCCUUUGAGGAUGGCAGCUUCGACACCGCCCAGAUCAAGGAUCGCUUGUUUUCGCAGAUGGCAGAUGGCACAACGCUGCCCACGCGGCUUAGCAGGGAUCGAAGCACACAUGCAAGGAGGAGUGGAGAGUCACCCCAGACUACUGAGGCUGGAUGGUGGAAAGACUACCGGCCGGCUCUAUCCCCAAUUGCCAGCAUGAGUAACGACGGAUUGAGUUCUCGUGGACGUACUGCCAGUCGAUGGUGGCAGUCCCAGAGCGGAUCAGAGAAGGAUGGAGCAGUGAAAAUGAUGAAACGCACAAAGCGGGAAUCUAAGUACAUGGGCUUGCCCUCACUCUCUCUUGAAGAAGUACUCUCUGAGACUGCAACACCUACGCAUAUUGAUGAGGUUUUUGAUGCCGAGGAGACCUAUCCUGAAGAAAAGGCUGAUCCAGCAACAUUCGGUAUUUACGACGAAGACGGGGACAAUCAACUCGCCAACAACACCCCUCGGCAAAGGCAUGAGCCACCUGGACUGGACAUUUCCAGAUUCAUCACGCUCCCUCCACCGUAUCCGAGACACUAUCCUGCUGUCAACAACAGUCAUCCCACCCUGUCUUCGUAUCGACACGCGGUCAGGAAGUUGAGUGACCUGAGUGAAAUCGAACAACGAAGAUCCCAGCAUCGACUCAGCGUAGAUGAAUUGAGACAAGAGCACAAGCAAAGAGUGACCGAGGGCCAGAAAGCUUUCAAGGCUAAUAUUCAGGUGCAAGUUGCCGAGGGUAGCAUCACUUACGCAGAGGCCGCCGAAGCUGAGCAAGCCCUACGAAUGGAAGAAAAUGCGGCCGAGAAGGCAUGCUUGCAAGCCGAAUUUGACGUCCUUCAAGACACAGUGAUAAACCCUAUGCACGAUAUGCUCAACGACCGUGCCUCGCAGUUGAGUACCCAUAUCAACGAGUUGAGCGAGAAGCUGGUUGAUGACAUGCAUACUUUGGACCUGGAUCGACCACAACAAGAAGGUGACGCUAUGCCAGAGACGCUCGAAUAUCUCACGCAGCUCAAGUGGCUCUUUGAGAGUCGAGAGAACAUUCACAAAGAAAUCUUCCAUCUUCUCCGCGAACGCAACGACAAAUACAAAGCCAUUGUCUUGUUGCCAUAUCAUCAAGUCAACAAUGUAGACAAGAUCCGAGACACUGAGGACUUCUUCGCACGAGACAGCUUCCAGCGGCGCAACGAGUUCGAAAAAGAGGCAUCAGGACGGUAUCGAGCUUUCGUCAACCUUGUUGCGGAAAACGUCGGACAGGAAGUCGAGCUCCAAUCAUCAGCAUUUUGGGACAUUGCUCCGGGCUUGCUGGACUUGGUCCAAAGGAUUCCCGGAGAAGUCGAUCAUUUGGGUCCAAUUGCCAUUCCUGAGGCAGAGUACUUGGAAAAUCCAGUAUAUCAUGAAUACCCACAACAAUAUCUGUACUCACUGCUCGACCACACCGAGAAGUCGACCUAUCAGUUCAUUGAAUCACAAAUCAACCUACAAUGCCUGCUUCACGAGGUCAAGAGUGGUCUACUUGGAGCCGAAUGUAGAGCUGCGGAAGCGAGCCGGGCACGCGCUGAACUUGAUGGUCGAGUAUCAGGUACUGAUCCCAGAGAAAUGCAGGUGAAGCGAGCUGAGUCGGCUACGGCUGAGUUGAAGCAGCAAGUGAGCAUGAUUGAGGAACAAUGGUUGGAAGCCCUGGGCGGCGCACUGCAGAGCAAGAAGAGACAAGUCAAAUCCUUCUUGGAGAUCAUGGGAGGAUGGGACGAAUCCAUACAAGGAUGUGAAUGAAUCGGACGAUUAACGACUGAAUGAACGAAUACAACCUUUUGCAUUCGCUGAUCUCCCUCGUGCAUGCGUUCUGGUGUACCCGGAACGUGCAAUGCGUGGCAGAGUGCCGACUUGCCGAACAGAGACUUCCAGCCUUUCUC